Messenger RNA from Fragaria vesca subsp. vesca, 2997 nucleotides. Its product is annotated as receptor-like protein kinase FERONIA-like. The record is from RefSeq and is a predicted model, not a curated record. Gene Ontology annotation, biological process: protein phosphorylation. The transcript has a single exon. NCBI's taxonomy places the organism in Eukaryota, Viridiplantae, Streptophyta, Magnoliopsida, Rosales, Rosaceae. Gene Ontology annotation, molecular function: ATP binding; protein kinase activity. Bases 70 to 2700 code for a protein of 876 amino acids.
AGCAGGAGUAGCUUCCCCUGUUUCCAACUUCAUCCUCAUCCUCUCAUCUUUCAUCUUUCUCUACCUACCAUGAAACCAAUCAUCACUCUUCUCUACCUCUCCUUGUUCUUCAUCACUCUCUUUCUCACCGGUCAGUCCCAACCAUACACUCCGGUCGACAAUAUCACCCUCGCCUGCGGCAAUUCCGGCCAACCGACCUCCAAUGAUCUGCUCAGAACUUGGACAGGAGAUGUCAACUCCAAGUUCACCCCAAUAGGUAACGCAUCCGAAUCCAUAACUGCACCUCGGUCCUCCACAGCCAGCCAAGUCCCUUACACCAACGCUCGUCUCUCUCGCUCUGAAUUCACUUACACUAUUCCCCUCUCUCCCGGCCAAAAGUUCAUCCGCUUACAUUUCAACCCCGACACAUACAACAACAACUUCCAACGCUCCAACUCCCUCUUCUCCGUCACCGCCGCCGGCUUCACUCUCCUCAAAGACUUCAACGCCUCCGUCACUGCCGACGCUAACGGUGGCUCCCCGCUGGUCAAAGAGUUCUGUGUAAACAUCGAGACAGGACAGAGACUCAACAUCACCUUCACACCAAGCAAAGAUGCUUACGCUUUCAUCAACGGAAUCGAAGUUGUGUCCAUGCCUACCAGUUUUUACUAUACUUCCUCACCUAAUUUCAUUGACACCAGCGCAAGCUCAUAUCCAAUCAGAAACGACACAGCUCUGGAGAUGGUGUACCGAAUCAACGUCGGUGGAGGCCCCAUCGCGCAGGACGAAGACACCGGAAUGUACCGGAAUUGGGACUCGGCCGACGAUAAGUAUUUGGAUGAUCUAAGUGGAAAAUUCAGCGUGCUUCCACAGAACAAUACCAUCGAGCUCAACUUCGUCAGAGUUCCAGAGUACUCUGCUCCGAAACGGGUUUACACAACAGGUCGGUCAAUGGGGAUGAACACAACCAUCAACAAGAGCUAUAACCUCACAUGGAUAUUUCCCUUGGAUCCCAAGUUUUAUUACCUGGUGAGACUCCAUUUCUGUGAGUUUGAAUCUGACAUUACCGAGUCUAGUGAUCGAGCGUUUCAAAUCUUCUUGGCCAAUCAAACCGCAGAACAACUUGCAGAUGUUAUUGUAUGGAGUGGAGCUAAUGGGAAUCCAGUUUACAGAGACUACGUUGUCGGCAUGUUCAUGCCUCCGGUUGGAAGCGAGAAGAAAGUUAAUCUCUAUCUAGUACUGGCAGCGCUACAGAGAGAUUCAUAUACUAGAUACAACGAUGCCAUCUUGAACGGACUAGAAAUCUUCAAGCUCAACGACUCCACUGGAAACCUUGCUGGACCUAACCCUGAUCCAAUAACUCAGGUCGACGCACCAAAGAGUAGUCCUGGUAAGAAAAAGUCUACUCCUAUGGCAGCUAUUAUUGCAGGCGUAGCUUCCGGGCUAGUUGUGCUCUCUGUUCUCGGAUUCUUUAUUUUCCGGCGAGGCAGAAAGGUCAAGGACUCUAGCAGAAGCCAAUCAAAGUGGGGUGUCAUUUCGUUUUCAAUGACUACCAAGUCCACUAAGUCCUACGGUUCAUCUCUGCCGUCCGAGUUGUGUCACCACUUCUCAUUGGCGGAGAUCAGAGCCGCCACGAAUAAUUUUGAUGCUUCCAACAUUAUUGGCCUCGGCGGGUUUGGUAACGUGUACAAAGGUACCAUCAACGGUGCUCCCACCCCCGUUGCGAUCAAACGGCUCAAAGCCGAGUCGUCUCAGGGGGCCCUAGAGUUCAAGACCGAGAUCGACUUGCUCUCCCAACUCCGUCACCUCCAUCUUGUGUCUUUAAUCGGUUAUUGUGACGACGAGGGUGAGAUGAUAUUGGUGUAUGACUACAUGGAAAAUGGGACGUUACGUGAUCAUUUGUACAACACCAAAAGUAUUCCACCUCUUUCUUGGGAACAAAGGCUACAAGCUUGUAUUGGCGCGGCGCGUGGGUUGCACUACCUUCACACCGGUGCUAAGUGCAUGAUCAUCCACCGUGAUGUGAAGAGCACAAACAUCUUGUUGGACGAUAAAUGGGUGGCAAAGGUAUCCGAUUUCGGGUUGUCGAAAAUGGGACCGACGACCAUGUCCAAGACUCACAUUAGCACCGUGGUUAAGGGAAGUUUCGGAUAUCUCGACCCGGAGUACUACCGGCGUCAGCAGCUAACUGAGAAGUCUGAUGUCUAUUCAUUUGGUGUAGUAUUGUGUGAAGUGUUGUGUGCUAGACCGGCUUUGAUACGUACAAAGGAGAAGAAGCAAAUGAACCUAGCUGCAUGGUUUAAGACGUGUUAUGGAAAUGGGACGCUUGACCAAAUCAUUGAUCCAAAUUUGAGGGGUAAGAUUGUGAAUGUGUGCUUGAACAAGUUUGUUGAAGUUGCAAUUAGUUGUAUGCAUGAUAAUGGGAAUGAAAGACCGUCGAUGAAUGAUGUUGUAUGGGCGCUUGAGUUUGCAUUGAAGCUUCAACAGACUGCAGAGGGUUUGGAGUUGGAUUUCAAUGCCGGAAAGAAGAAUGAAGAUGAGGCUCCAUUGGUGAAUGAUAGUGAUGAAAGGUUUAGUGGCAUUUGGGCAGACUCGUCAAGUUCUAAGAACAGCAGGGUGACCAAAACUAGUAGCAGUGACCAGAAUUCUAGUACCAGUGAAUCCAUUAAAGGGUUGUCUGGGACUGUCUUUUCUGAGAUCUAUGAUCCAAAUGGAAGAUGAAUUCGAUCAUAACUGAUCGAUUAGCGAGGCUGUUUUAGGCGGGUAGCGUACUGGUGUUCAAUAAUCUCAAACUCAAUUUGUAAUUAUGUAGUUUGCUUUGAUCAAUUAAAGUGUUCUGUGAUGAACACAAUCUCAACUCAAUUUGUAAUUAUGUAGUUUGCUUUGAUCAAUCCAAGCGUACUGUCAUGAAGUAAUUUUGAACGGGGAUAUACAUCAUUUGCGAAUUUAGCUUAUCUGCUUGGAUUCAAUGUUUGCUUAAAUCAGAAAGUUUAUGGAAAAAAAAAACUGUUAUAUGUG